This is a messenger RNA of Haliotis rufescens (red abalone), 751 nucleotides long. RefSeq lists its product as uncharacterized. Lineage: Eukaryota; Metazoa; Mollusca; Gastropoda; Lepetellida; Haliotidae. The transcript has 2 exons. Bases 64 to 510 code for a protein of 148 amino acids. The record is from RefSeq and is a predicted model, not a curated record.
UCGGCGGCCUUUACAGGCAAACUGUUUUUUCGUGUUCGUGCAUAUAUUUUCGUGUUUUGCAGCAUGUCAGGGAGAGGGAAACCAAUGAGAAAGGGGCCGACACAUGGGACAAGUGCGGCCACGAAAAAGAAACGCAAGGAACAGGCCCCUUCACAGUCAUCAAUGCUGGGCAUGCCCGAAGCAGCGAUGGGACAGCUAGAUAACUUGGGGACAGCACGUGGACCCAGUCAAGUUCAAGCAGACAGGACGGCGCCUUCCCAGACUUCGUCAGGUGAAAAUGCGAGUGGGUCAAGACCGACUGAGGUUUUCCAGGUUUCACCAGCUGGCUCCAGAGGCGGAACGAGAAGCAACACCAGUGUCACCAGGAGUUUGGAAAAUCUUGAAGCUGAGUCCCAUAGAUUGAUUAAGGCAUCCUUGGCUACAAGUACCAGGAAGACCUAUAUGAGUGCAAUACAUUCAUUUUCUAGUUUCCGUCAGGCUUUAGGCUUACAAGAAGUUUGGCCUGUCUAGGUAGAGCAGCUAAUACAGUCCAUUUCAUAUCUUUCACUAAGAUCUUUUUCCUCAGCUACUUUUAGUCUACAUGUCUCAGCCUUAAGUUAUCAACACAAGAUACAAGGUUUGCCGGAUCCGUCAGUUCAUUUCAUUGUCCGGAAGAUGCUUGAAGGUAGCAGACGCUUUACAAUGAAAGUAGAUGUCAGAGCUCCAAUAUCUUACAAGAUUUUGCUGCAGAUGCCUGUGGCUUUAUGAGUGA